AUGGUCAUAUCAUUUGAAGCUUUUGAUUUUCAUUCAUUACGAGAAGUAACGCCUCAAAAUAUUUCGAAUUUAAUUUCUUCCCAAAAAAAUCUCAAAUCAUUUACUUUAAUUUCAUAUAGAGGAACUUCUUAUUCUUUUCUUAAUUCACUUGAGACUCAAUCUCAUUCAUUAGAAAGAGUACAUAUUCAUUCCACUUUUUUUAAAUCUGGUGGUCCUAAUUUAAAUGGUAUUGCUGAGUGUAAAUUACUUAAAAAAAUAGUUGUUGAAGAAUGUGAGAAUAUUACUUUGAAGCUAAUUGAACCAUUGAUGAACGCUAAAUUUUAUAAGUUAAAUUACGUUUAUUUUAAUUGUCCAUACAGCCCUGUAAGUAAAGAGAUUAGUGUAUGGGCUAAUAGUUAUGAUAAUGAAGGAAAGAAAAUGUAUUAUCGUUACGAAGGUGAAAAAUUCAAUUCUAGAUUUUUCGAUGAAGCUUAA
Molecule: messenger RNA, 474 nt
Organism: Scutellospora calospora
Lineage: Eukaryota; Fungi; Glomeromycota; Glomeromycetes; Diversisporales; Gigasporaceae
Source: the annotation of a GenBank genome assembly